Aphanomyces invadans is the source of this 4128-nucleotide messenger RNA. RefSeq lists its product as hypothetical. NCBI's taxonomy places the organism in Eukaryota, Oomycota, Saprolegniomycetes, Saprolegniales, Verrucalvaceae. The record is from RefSeq and is a predicted model, not a curated record. Gene Ontology annotation, biological process: chloride transmembrane transport. Gene Ontology annotation, molecular function: chloride channel activity. The transcript has 4 exons. Bases 37 to 2772 code for a protein of 911 amino acids.
CACACAACGGCCCCGAGAGCGGCACGGUGGCGGACGAUGGCGUCGGAUGUGCGCUGCUCUGUCGAGACUGCACCAGAGGGCAGCAGCAGGACGCCCAUGGUCCACAUGGACCUCGAGGCGUGUCGGGACUCGACGCUGUCCGACGGCAACCACGGCGUCCCCACCCACGCGCAUGCAACGUCCAUGGAAGACGAUGCUUUGGACGCUUGUGUCCAGGACAUUCUCGAUAACGACCUUGAACCGACGGCGCCGUCGGCACCUCACGUGGACGUAGCAAUCGACGCUCAUCUCAACAACGCGAUGCACAUUUCCCCACCCAUGCCUCCACUUGACCGCCAGUCGACGUCGAGUUCGAACAAACUCAUUCUGUCGACGGAUGGCGAACUCGACGUGGAUGAUGCCAUUGUUCAGGCUUCGACAAGCGGUCCGCCGACGCCACCACUCGCGCUCACGUUUCACUUUGCCAUUCUCGUCAAAGUGCCGCGGGUUCCAGCCCCCGACGGCUCUGUGUCAUCGACGAUUGUCACAUUUGAUCCGAUCGUACUCCAUGGACUGGAAGACCUCGCAAAGCGCCUGGCUCUCGCGGGGUUCCUCGUCCGCCUCGAGUCGCGACCAGUGUACAAGAAGCAUGCGCCGCACUUGAAGCUCGUGUUCCUUUUGCACGCUCCUGACGCCAUCUUGGCCGACAUGCAAACCAAGAUGGAAAUCGAGCGAUGGGUCGCGGGCGGUCGCAAUGGCGAGCACUUUCUCGCGCCGCAGCAGCACGGCAAACUAACGUCCGCCGAUCGGAUCGUGCUCGUGGAUCGAUUGCUCCAUGCCUCGCGGCGCCACGGCGGCCUCGGGCUCCUGGACCUGCAACCCACAUGCCCGUUCAAAGCGUUCCCGCUGCACGACGACAUGUUCAACAAAGUGUACCUGACCGAGUGGUUCCUCCAGUGGCGCGCCUACUUUCGCGACAACACGGCAUCGGUCGAGAAGAUUCGGCUGCACUUUGGCGAAAAGGCGGCGUUGUACUUUGCCUACAUGGACUUUUACACCAAGUGGCUGCUGCCACUCGCGGCGUGGGGCCUCUUCAUCUACUUUAUCUCGGCAUUCUCGGUCACGGCCUACUUUCGUCUGGCGGCGAUCACGGGCUUUGCCGUGUCGACGGUGUGGGCAACGCUGUUUCUGAUCUGCUGGAAGCGACGGCGUAGUGAACUGCGCCUCAAGUGGGGCAUCGGCGCGCAAGAGCACGUGCAUGUGUCGAACCCGCACUUUCAACCGCCGCCGCCGUCGGCCGGCGUGAACGGCAUCAAGUGGAGCCGCCGCCUCAAGUACGUUGUGGGGUACCUCGUCUUGGUCGUGUUUCUCGUCGGCGAGACCGUCAUCACGAUCGGGUUUGUCGACUUGUACUUUUUCCUCAAGGCCGGGUGUGGCGGCAAUUGCUCGACGGGCGGCCUCGAGAACUGGGUCCUCGUGCUCUGUCAAGGCAUCCUCCUCGGCCUUGUCGUCGACAUCAUCCAGUACCAGAUCUUUCGCGUCAUCGCGGUCGGUCUCACGCAGUGGGAAAACCACCCGACCGAGAAGCGGUACGAGUCAUCGCGGGCGCUCAAGGUGUUUCUCUGGGACUUUUUUGGCAUCUACUCGUGGUUUUGGAUGUGCGCGUUCGUGUACGUCCCGUACGGGUCCCAGUUUAGCUCGCUCGUGAACGAGUACAACUUGCUCCCGUGGACAUCGAGCUACGAGCCAGGGCUGCUCGAGCUACAGACGAUGUUUAUCACGCCGCUGGUCGCGACGCAAGGGCUCAAGAUCGUGUUUGAAAAGUUCAUUCCGUACUUUUUGCUCCACGCGGCAAAAAAGGCCAGCGAAGCCAAGGGCCUGUACGAUGUGUACCACAACACGCUUGCGCAGAGCUUCACCCGGGAGGACAAAUCCACGGCGGCCCCCAUGACGCCGUCCAAGUCGUCGACGCGGAUUUCCGACAUCCUCACGAGUCUGCCCAAACUGUCGAGAAAAUUGGCUGCGUCGUCGACGACGACCCGUUCGCCCGCAGCGACGUCGCCUGCCAAACCCACUGAAGACGCAGCAUCACCGAGUCCACCACCCGCUCUGGCGUCCCCUCAACCCGUUUCCACAGACGGCAAGUCGCCGACCUCGUCGACCCUGAAUCACCCCACUCGAUCCGGACGACGUCGUAGCAGCUUUGGCGGUAGCUCGAUCGCAUUCCAGCAACAGCGGCAAUGGUUUCUCGAUCGUGUCCUGGAACAAGCUGGCCAGAGCCCCCACGACACGUUUGCCGAUUACGCCGACACGUUGGUUCAAUUCGGCUACGUGCUCCAAUUCACGUGCGUGUGGCCGUUUAUUCCGUUGUGCGCCGUGAUCAACAACGUGUUUGAAGUCCGGUCGUCGGCGUUCCAGCUCGCGUACGCGUCACAGCGAGUCGUUCCCCAACGGACGAGCUCGAUGGGAUCGUGGAACCUCUUUCUUCGUUUCAACAACAUUUGGGCCAUCUUUAUCAACGUGGCGCUGGUUUGUUACGCCAGCGGGCUCCUCGAGUCGUUCUUUCCCGCGUGCAUGCAGCUGCAGGUCACGACCGAAUACGCGCAGCACCUCCCCCCGAUGGUCCCCAACUUUCACUGCAUUGCCAACACGGACCGGUUUGCGAUCUUUGUCAUCCUCGAGGUACAAUGUCGAGUUUCGCGGGAGACGUCGCCACCGUCUUGGCUUCGCUGGGACGUCAGUGCUGACGGGGGGGGGUGGCGUUGUAGCACGUCCUCGUUUUGCUGUACGUGACGCUGACGCUCUCGAUCAACGCCGUGCCGUCCUCGAUCAAGCGCAUUUUGAAGACCAAGGACCGAGUGUUGAAGGAACACUUUGCCGCCCAUGCCGCCUCGUACAACGAUGACGACACGAGGCGGCGGUCGCCGAGCGCCGUCCGUGACGAGCUCGACCUGGCGGAGACCAAGCACGCGGUCCUGCACGAUCAAUUGACGACGCUGCUGGCGGAGCGCCGUCAUUGUGUCGCGUCGACCCCGCGGCACUCGCCUCCGCCGACUUUACCCGUCGGCCGCCGGCUCAAACCUCUCACUUCGCAUCAAGACUAGAGCUAGACCAAUCCACCGCCGCCAACUCGACAGUGGCCGCGGCUGCUCCUGCAGGGAUGUCUGUCUCGGGACGAGUUGGAGGUGUGGCUGGUGCCCCCAUUCGUCGUGCCGCCGUGUCGGUGGUCGCUUGAGUCGUCGUCGUGCAAUAUACCUAGAUGUAUUAUUCUUAAAGGUACAGUCGCUUGGACGUGGCCUCACGUGGCUCGAGGCCAGCGUCGUCGGUGGCCGGCACCACGUGGUGCGUGUUAGGCUCUGCUUCGUCCCACAUGUUGACAGCCUUGUACGCUUCAUCGUGGACACCGACGCGCAAGAUGUCGGCCAUCUUGGAGCAGAAUCGGUCCUUGUACUUUGUCGGUGGAAGCGCCGAGAGUCCAUCGGGGUCCUUUCGUAGCAGAAGGACCUUGGUGUUGCGCUCGAGCUUCUUGUCAAAGUUCCACAGCUGGAGAAUGUCGAUGAUACCAAAGUAGUAGCACGAUGGCCCGACGACCGUGUUGGCCUUGCGAGUGCCUACACACAGUCGAGUCGGCAUUCUCGAGACGGUGCCGUGUGUACCUGUGGCCCGGAUCGGCGCUCGGGUGUCGUCGUCAUCGUCUAAAUGAACGUCGCUGUCCUCGUUGUCGAGGAGUGUGCUGUCCCCAACGCCGAUACUCAAGUUGCGGGCCGUGGGCUGCGCCGGCUUGGACCCGCGCGUGAUGUUGGGGUUGAGGAGGAGGCUGUUGUCGAGCAUGGGCCCGGAGAGGUCGAUAUCGGCCGACACACGGUACUCGACGUUGUGGACGCCCAUGAGCAAAGAGUAGUCCAUGAUGCCGUGGUUGCAGAGGAACCCGGCAUCCUUCGUGAUCUGGUCGUACAGCUCCUCGGCGACGACCGGGUCCAGCCGCACCUUUUGCGUCAAGUCGUUGUCUUUCAAAAUCACGUUCGGUUCGUGCGUGCCGACGCGCAGGGGGCACACGUUGCCCUCGACAGACCCAAACACGUACUUGCCGUUGCAAUGGCGACACGUCACCUUCUUGCCUACAUGCGCAACGAUCAGCGUCGCCCGGAG